Messenger RNA from Metarhizium acridum CQMa 102, 1644 nucleotides. The record is from RefSeq and is a predicted model, not a curated record. Lineage: Eukaryota; Fungi; Ascomycota; Sordariomycetes; Hypocreales; Clavicipitaceae.
AUGUCGGUUCUGACCAUCAGCGGGGCUCAACUCGUUUCUAUACUCUUGCUGUGUGCCAUUGUCAGAUUGAUCUGGCGGGCGUUCUUCUCGCCUCUUGGAACAUUCCCGGGCCCAUUCGCGUCCAAGUUCACCGACACAUGGAGGGCUUUCCUCACGACCCGCGGCAACGUCGACGCGGUUACCCGAGGAUGGCACCGGAAAUGGGGCCAGGCCGUUCGCAUUGGACCCAAUACGAUUAGUUUGAGUGAUGCCGAGCUGAUCAAAGAGGUGUAUGCCGGCACAAGCAAGAACGAAUGGAAAAAGAGCAAAAUGUACAGUGUCAACGACGUGGUCGUCAACGGCCGCAGAAUCUCCAACAUCUUCAACACACGCGAUGAGGAGUUUCACAGAACAUAUGCCCGGCCGAUUGCCGGCUUUUGGACCUUGACCAAGAUCCUCGAGCUUGAGCCGCUGAUGGACGAAACCAUUCAGAAGCUUGUCCAUAAACUCGGCAACAAGUUCGCUGAUGACCCUAACCCAGAUACGGUUUGCAUGAUGGACGAUUGGCUUACAUACUUUGCUUGGGAUUUUGCCGCCAAUGUUACCUUUGGGGAGCAUUACGGCUUCAUUGAGGAAGAGCGAGAUGUCCAAGGCAUGAUUAAGGAAUCGACAGACGGCCUCCACUACUUUGCGCCGAAUCCCAUUUACCGCAUCGGCCCAAAGCCAUUAGUCAACGGUCUACUGUACACGGUUGCUCGCCUGGCUGACUACCAAAAGAAGCUUGCCGAGGGAACCCUCGCUCGAGCCAAGGUAGACACGUUUAUAGACAAGUACCACGGGCUUAGAGACGCCUAUCCCGAUGUUGCGGACAGCAAUCAACUAGUGAAUUGGCUGAUGCUAAACGUUUUGGCGGGAGGCGAUUCGACGGCUGGAGCUCUGAGGCCUAUCGUGUACCACCUUGGGAAAUGUCCCGAGGCGCAAACGAGGCUGCAAAGCGAGCUGAAAACAGCCCGGCUCUGUCUGCCUGCCCGGUGGAAGGACAUCCACAGGCUCCCCUACCUAGAUGCCGUCAUCCGGGAGGCGGCGCGGUUGAAUCCAGCCGUGGGCUUGAUGUUUGAGCGAGAGGCGCCCGCGGACGGUUUCCGACUUCCAGACGGCCGCUUCAUCCCGGCUGGCACAAACGUCGGCAUCAACCCGGCCGUUGUAACGAGGGAUGUCGGCGUUUUCGGGGAACACGUCGACAGGUUUGUUCCGGAACGCUGGCUGCAAAGGUGCGACGAGGGCAGCGACCAGUUCAUCCGGCGUCGGCGACGGAUGGAGGAAGCUGGGGAUCUCAUGUUUGGCGCAGGCAGCCGCGCCUGCAUGGGGAAGCAUUUCGCCAAGAUGGAAAUGUACAAGCUCAUGGCCACGUUGUACAGCAUGUUCCAUGUAAGUGUUGCCCGCGACAUGUCUCGCCGUGCAGCUACACGAGCACACGCAGGCAUGGUGGGCAAAUUCUCAUUGCCUCCCACUGCAACUGCAGAGAUGAAGGGGACUUUGCUAACCGGGCCUGAAAACCAAAAGAUCCGACUGCCCGAUCCCAAUCACGAGUGGAACUAUUGCAAUGCAUGGUUCAUGUACCACACGAAUAUCCCAAUGCGAAUCACGCGGCUCGGGCUCGACUAG